AUGGGCGACCACGAAGCCUCCAAGCUCGACUACGAGAACCAUCUCCUCCUUGAGCAACCCUUCCUCCGCCUCCCCUUCGAACUCCUACGCAAGAACUUCCACGGCGCCCGAUAUGAAGUCGAACGCGAUGGCACUUGGAUCAAGAACACACUGAAAGACACAGCGACCUCGGCUGUCAACGGCCGCUCCUCGCAGGAAGAUGUUCUCAAGUCCCUCGACUCUAUGAUCUCGCGCAUGCGCGGCGUCAAGCGCAAACUGACGUCCUUUGCCGACGAAGAGGCCCGAUUGUACCGGCACGAGGCAGCUCGGGUGAGCCACCUCGGCGAGCUAUACGGCAUGCACAGUGUCGACGACGUCAAGUACGAGGCUUGGAGCCGGACGCGGCUGAAUCGGCUGCUGGUGGACUACUUGUUGAGGAGUGGGUUCAACGACAGCGCGAGGAUGUUGGCGCAGGAGCGAGGGAUAGAGGACCUCGUGGAUGUAGAGACGUUUGAGCAGAUGAGUCGCGUACGUGGGUCUCUGCUAAAAGGGAGCGUAGCGGAGGCGCUGGCUUGGUGCACGGCAGGAGACACGAAAAAGGAGUUACGGAAGAUGGACAGCAAUCUCGAGUUCAUGCUUCGGUAUCAACAAUACAUCGAGCUCGUCCGACCUUACACACCCGCAAAGCUCACCGAAGCCAUCAAGCAUGCACAGAGAUUCUUACAUCCUUACCGCGAGACCCACGGCAGGGAGGUUCAGCAAGCGUGUGGACUGUUGGCCGUCCCGCCAGACCGAGCGUAUAAAUAUCCAGCGUAUCGGGAGCUCUACUCUCCUAAACGCUGGGAGAUACUGGCCGAUAUUUUUACCACUACACACAACACGCUUCUCUCGCUUCCUUCGAUUCCUCUACUACAUAUGGCCCUCUCAUCCGGUCUUUCCGCCCUGAAGACACCAGCAUGCCAUUCCGCACAUCCAGCCUCGGCGGCAGCACCCAGUCACUCGACAAGUCUGGCUUUAGCGGCGACCGUGUGUCCAAUUUGCAGCACAGAACUCAACGAGCUGGCGCGCAACGUGCCAUAUGCCCAUCACAACCAGAGCCACGUCGAACAUGACCUGUUAUUAUUACCAACCGGACGGGCAUACGGCAAGGCGAGCCUUGACGCUUAUGCCAAGAAAUCGGGCUUGCAGGAAGGGCAGGUCAAGGACUUGAGGACGGGUGAUGUGUUUGAGCCCCAUGAGUUGAAGAAGGUGUUCAUCACCUGA
Messenger RNA from Pseudomassariella vexata, 1242 nucleotides. Its product is annotated as CTLH/CRA C-terminal to lish motif domain-containing protein. Lineage: Eukaryota; Fungi; Ascomycota; Sordariomycetes; Amphisphaeriales; Pseudomassariaceae. Gene Ontology annotation, biological process: proteasome-mediated ubiquitin-dependent protein catabolic process. The record is from RefSeq and is a predicted model, not a curated record. Gene Ontology annotation, molecular function: protein binding; ubiquitin protein ligase activity. The transcript has 3 exons. Gene Ontology annotation, cellular component: GID complex; nucleus; cytoplasm. The coding region runs from base 1 to 1242 and encodes 413 amino acids.